Molecule: messenger RNA, 4702 nt
Organism: Capra hircus (goat)
Lineage: Eukaryota; Metazoa; Chordata; Mammalia; Artiodactyla; Bovidae
Gene: ANKRD34B
Product: ankyrin repeat domain 34B
Exons: 4
Coding region: 450-1988 (512 amino acids)
Molecular function (GO): protein binding
Source: RefSeq, a predicted model, not a curated record
UCCGGGUCCGCUGCCCGCAUCUCUACGCCGAGCGGGGUCGGGGACAGAGCUGCACCUACCGGGAUCUGCGACUCGAGCGGCGGUGCAGCCAGCGGAGACAACAUCCCAGCCCGGACGGCGCCCUGGGUCCACCGGCGCGAAGGGUCGGAGCGGAACCGGGAAGGCGGGAGGCGCCCCGCCGACUCGACAGCGCGUCGCAGCUCCUCGGGCUCGCUCCCUCCCCGCUCUCGGGAAAAACUGAGGCAACAACUCCGUUCCGGAGGCCGCGAGGACUGUGAAGACGCCGCCAGAAUCCUCGGCAGCCUGGAAAUCCCAUCACCUUGGUUCCCUGAGACUCGGAGCAGGAACUGACAGCUGGCUGACAGAAAACGCAUCCAAGGAGAGAAAAGACAUAAGUGCAGUAUGAAAUUUUGAAUAACAUUUUCAGGUAUUGAUUCUGACUUUUGAAGAUGGAUGAAUGUGUAGAAAUUUCCAGUGAUGGAAAUUCCCUAAUUAAAGCGGUCCAUCAGAGCCGGCUUCGCCUUACAAGACUCUUGUUGGAAGGCGGCGCCUACAUCAAUGAGAGCAAUGACCGUGGGGAAACACCUUUAAUGAUUGCUUGUAAGACCAAACAUGUUGAUCACCAGAGUGUCAGUAAAGCCAAAAUGGUUAAGUACCUAUUAGAAAACAAUGCUGAUCCCAACAUACAGGACAAAUCUGGGAAAACUGCCUUAAUGCAUGCUUGCUUAGAAAAAGCUGGUCCUGAAGUUGUUUCGUUGCUCCUAAAGAGCGGGGCUGACCUCAGCUUGCAAGAUCAUUCUAGUUCCUCGGCCCUGGUUUAUGCUAUAAAUUCAGAAGAUAGAGAGACCCUGAAAGUUCUCCUUAGUGCUUGCAAGGCAAAGGGGAAAGAGGUCAUUAUCAUAACGACAGCAAAAUCACCCUCUGGCAGGCACACCACCAAACAGUACUUAAAUAUGCCUCCUGGGGGUAUGGAUGGGUGUCAUACUCCAGCCACCUGUGCCACUCCUUCAGAAAUAGACUUAAAAACAGCCUCAUCACCACUUUCACAUUCUUCUGAAACUGAAACGACACUUUUUGGCUUUAAAGAUCUGGAGCCUGCAGGAAGCAGUGAUGAUACUGGGGAUCGAGGCUCCCCUGUGAGGAAGCCUGCUCUAACCGCUAAUGGGCCCAAGCUCCCUCAGGCUCCUCACUGGAUCAGGAGUCCUCCUUUAUUAAUGCACAGAGUGGCCUCCUUACAAGAGGAGCUUCAGGAUAUUACUCCAGAGGAAGAAUUAUCUUACAAAGCCAACCGGCUGGCACUUUCCAAGCGAUUCAUUACUAGGCACCAAAGUAUUGAUGUAAAAGACACUGCGCAUUUGCUAAGAGCCUUUGAUCAGGCCAGCUCAAGAAAGAUGUCAUUUGAUGAAGUAAAUCAUCAGUCAUUUUUUUCGGAAGGAAAUCAGCAAUGCAUUGACAUCCCAGUGGAUCAGGACCCAGACUCUAACCAGACAAUAUUUGCUUCCACCCUAAGAAGUAUAGUUCAAAAAAGAAACUCAGGAGCAAAUCACUACAGCUCUGAUUCCCAGCUCUCAUCUGGUCUUACCCCUGCAGCUUCAGACGAAGGCAAAGCACUUAUAGGAAAGAAAAAGAUUCUCUCGCCAUCUUCUUCCUUGUUGUCAGGGUCCAAAGAAUUGCUGGAGAAUAUCCCCCCAGGUCCCCUGAGCAGGAGAACUCAUGCCCUUUUAGAAAGGCGUGGUUCAGGAGCUUUCCCUUUAGAUCACAACAGUUCACAAACCAGACCAGGAUUCCUGCCACCCUUAAAUGUGAACCCUCACCCUCCCAUAUCAGAUAUCAAUGUCAGCAACAAGAUUUCCAGCCUUCUUUCUUGUGGUCAAAAAGUGCUUAUGCCAACAGUUCCUAUUUUCCCCAAAGAAUUCAAAAGUAAAAAGAUGCUGUUAAGGAGACAAUCAUUGCAAACAGAACAAAUUAAGCAGUUAGUUAAUUUUUAAGACAUGGCUAGAAAAUACAUUUUUGUUCACAUUUUAUCAGAGAAAUACGGAACUGGAAGAUUCAAAUGUUCAUCCUUUUAAAACUUUUAAUUGGAUAGUUCAUAAUAGUUAGGGGUUAUCAAAAUGUACUGUGUACCAUCAUACUAUGCACUGUAGAUAUACAAAUAAUAGAUAAUUUUUGAAAAGAGAUUCUCUCAAAUAAAAUUAAACCAAUUUUUUUUAAAAACCUUCCAUAGUAAACAAACUUUAUGUGGUCCAAGUUUUUAAUUUAAACAAAAAUAAGCAAAACAAAGAAGGUUACAUAUGUUGGAGAUAACUUAAGAGUUUUCAAUUUUGCCAAAAUUUUACUAGGAAACAUUGUGUUCAAAUCAGUAAUUUUUUAAAAAGCAUUUCAAGAUUGUAAUUUGCCAUGAUGCCAACAUCAUAAAAGAAAACAUUAACAGCUAUAAAGUGUUCUAUGAUCAAUAAGCCUAAGCUACAAAGAAAGAAUGAACUAAUUCCUGAAAAAUCUUAACUCCAGGUAGGUGACAAUCUAAUUAAUAUUUUUAAUGGUCAACCAAAUAGUAGACAAGGCAGCUAAUAUGUGUUGUCAGCUUAAUCAGUGUCAAAAUGGCAGAUCUGAGUUUUAUAAGCUAGUUAUAAUCUAUGCCAAAUGUUUGUGUGUUAUUUUUUGCUUUGCCUUUUUUUUAAAUAGGAUCUUUUCUGCUUUUUAUUCUAUUUCCCAAGAGCAAAUAUAGUAAGACUAAAGCAAGAAUAAAAUACAUUUAAAAUACAUAAAAUAUUAGAGGCAGUGAAAAGAAAUUAUAACAACAAAAACGUUAGUUUGUUGCUUGACAUUGUGACAGAGUUUACUGAAACUUCUUCCAGAUACUAAGCUUCUGCAGUAUUGAAUUUAUAGGAUUAUUAGUCAAAGGAACAUUUCUGUUCAUUUGCUGUUGACAGAACAUUUUUUCUUAUUUCAUAUUAUGGACAUUUUCAAUCACACAAAAGUAGAAUAGUUCAAUGAGCCUUCAUAUGUACAGUGUAAUAGAGUAUUGAUUUUUUUAAAACAUGAAGGCAUUUUGGAAUAAUAUUAACUCUUUAGUCCAUAAACUCAAUGUGGAUCCAGAUUUUUUUUUUAUCCUCAUAUAAUGUCCUUUAUGUAUCUUUAUGACAUUUGUUUUAAAGUCUGUUUUUUCUGAAAUGAGUAUUGCUGCCUCCAAUUUCUUGUCAUUUCCGUUUGCAAGAAAUAUCUUUUUUCCAUCCCCUUACUUUAAAUUUAUGUGUGUCCUUCCCCCCAGACGGGUCAUUUGUAGGCAGCAUAUUGAAAGCUCUUGUUUUCUUAUCCUAUCAACCACUCUGCAUCUUUCAAUUGGAGCAUUUAAUCCAUGGACAUUUAAGGUCAUUACUGAUAGGUGUGUAUUUAUUGCCUUUGUAAACCUUGUUUUCCAGGUAAUUUUUUGUUUCUUCUUUGUUCCUUUUUAAAAAUAUUUGUUUUUCCUUUUGUAGUUUGAUGAGUUUCAUCUUUGUGUGCUGAUGUUCUCUUCUUUUUGGUGUUUGUGAAUCUGAUGAAUGUUUCUGAUAUGUGUUUCUCCAGUGUGUUAAUCCACUGCUUUAUCUACUUGCAGUUCGGUUACCUAUUACUAUAUCUUAGUGCAGUGCCGUUCAGUUCAGUGUGCACAUGCUUAGUCACGUCCAACUCUGCAAUCCCAGGGGCUGUAGCCCACCAGACUCCUCUGUCCAUGGAAUUUUCCAGGCAAAACUACUCGAGUGAGUUUUUGCCCUUUUUUUUUUAAUGUUAUUUUAUGGAAUUCUUUCUCUGUAUCUUUUCAUCCCCGUUAUUGUUUUUUGAAGCUUAGUCGUAGAUUCCCAAUGACAAGAUAAUACAACUGUUAAAAACAUUUCUUGUUUUCUUUUAUCAAACUAUAUUCUUGUCUUUCUAAAGAUAACCAAAAAAAAAAAAAGUUUGGGAUUUAUCACAAGAGAAACUAAAUGCUUGCUUUGUUGUAAAAAAGAAAAACUGAUUAUUAGAUUAUAUUAGGUUAGCUAAAAUACAGAAAGCCAGUAGAAAUUUAAUUACAAAAUGUAUUAAGUAUUUGGUCAAUAUUAAAGAAUAUCUUUUUAUUUCUGAGAUAUAAUUAUUAGAUAUUUAUAUAAUUAGAAUAAUAAGGGUAAUUUCCUUAGUGUGACAUUCUAAUCAUCUAGUAUUUAGGACCUGUGAAUAAUUUCUAACAAAAUAAAUGAAUGUGAUGCUACUAUCAUAAAAUAUUAUGGAUAUAUUAGCUACAUGAUUUCAAAAUAUGGUGUCUAUACAGAGUCCUUAUUUCAAGUUAGCAAUUUUACAACAAAGAGUAAAUCAAACUAUACAGAACCUAAAAAUAUUAAAGUGUAUUAAUUUGAGGUCCUAGCAAUUGACAUGAUGCUUUUCUUUAUAACUUGAUAUAAGCAAGUUGUAUAACAUAGUAAUUAAUUUCUUGUGGCUUUUAUUUGAAAAAUAAAUGGAAACUGGAAGUUUUCCAUUUAAUAUUUUGAAAAACAUUAAUAUUAAUUGCAUUAAAAGUAUUUUUUGGUUCAGAACUUAGAAUCGUGCCUGAUGUUUAUAGGUAACUCAACCCUUUUUGGAAGUUUUAAUACUGAGAAAAGUUCUUGGCUUUAAGUUGUAAGAAUACAGUUUGGAAGAAUAUGUAGUUUGAUUAGUUCAUAACCAAAAUGAUAUCAAUAAAGAUUUAAAUGUC